Molecule: messenger RNA, 1272 nt
Organism: Zophobas morio
Lineage: Eukaryota; Metazoa; Arthropoda; Insecta; Coleoptera; Tenebrionidae
Product: threonine aspartase 1-like
Exons: 9
Biological process (GO): protein maturation
Cellular component (GO): cytoplasm
Molecular function (GO): beta-aspartyl-peptidase activity; asparaginase activity; threonine-type endopeptidase activity
Source: RefSeq, a predicted model, not a curated record
GCCUCACACUUCCAAUCUUUAUACAAACUUUUAAUACUUCUGCCAUCAUACAAGCUGUUGCUUUUCAGCAUAGUCGCGAAGUUGGCUUGCGUUGUAGUACAUACAGGUGCAGGGUUUUGUCACCCUAGCAACGAAUAUCUUUAUCGAAAGUGUUGUAAAAGUGCCUGUUUACUAGGCUGGAGAUUAAUUUUAGAUAAGAAUGCUCAAAGUAGUGAAGUGGUCAAAGAAGUUAUCGCUUGCUUAGAGGAUACAAAAUAUUUAAAUGCAGGGACUGGAAGCAACUUAAAUAUGAGCGGACACGUAGAAUGCGAUGCUAGUAUAAUGGAAGGUAAAAGCGGGGCUUUUGGAGCUGUGGGCUGUUUGCCUGGUGUGAAAAAUCCAAUUUGCGUUGCAUACGACUUGAUGCUAGAAGAGAGAAAGGGGCUAUUAAACUUUGGCCUGAUACCGCCAAUGCUUUUAUGCGGGAGAGCUGCAUGGAUGUAUGCACGGGAUAGGGGAUUAGGCGAGCCUUGCAACGAAGAGGAGCUUGGGGAAUAUCUUGUAACCGAAACGUCGAGGUUGAAACAUAAAAAUUGCCUCUCUCUACUUUCUGGCAAAGCAGAUUGUCCAUUGGAGGAACCAGACAGUCUCGCAGAGAACGAGCUCGAUGUCAUGAUGGACACCGUCGGCGUGAUAUGCCGAGACAGGAACGGAAACGUCUCUGCGGGGGUUUCGUCCGGGGGCAUUCUCCUAAAGAGGCCGGGCCGCGUGGGCGAAGCAGCCAUGUUUGGCUGCGGCUGCUACGCGCUGAACUUGGCCAGCCAAUCAAACGCUGCAAAGGAGAGCGCCGCCUGCAGCGUGUCAGGAUGCGGCGAGCAUGUUAUGAAGACUAGACUAGCUGAAAAGUGCUGCUCCAGCGCAUUUUUGAAUAGUUCAGACGGUCGUAAGGGCGGCCUUUAUGAUUCGCUCAGGGUCACACUCCAGGAUUUCCUGGACCACCCCUGGCUAAGCCACAUUCCGCAAAGGCUGUGCGGAUUGGUGGUUUUGCACGAAUAUGUCAAUGGCAUUGAAAUAGCGUGGGGGCACACAUCGGCGAGUUUUGCAGUGGGAUACUUCCGGGAGGGCGACUGCAAGCCCACUGUACUCUAUACGUACUUAAUGCGCUGCGCUCCUUUUAGUGUUCUAAUGCUUAUAUUCAAGGCAUUAGUAUCUCGUCUGCCUAAAAGCAGCCAGGUGGGUAACUCGUUCCUUAUAGGAGGCACAUUCACAAGGCGCGAUACGCUAAAGCCAUAA